Molecule: messenger RNA, 1944 nt
Organism: Rana temporaria (common frog)
Lineage: Eukaryota; Metazoa; Chordata; Amphibia; Anura; Ranidae
Product: zinc finger protein OZF-like
Exons: 7
Coding region: 578-1855 (425 amino acids)
Cellular component (GO): nucleus
Source: RefSeq, a predicted model, not a curated record
CAGCCUUAGAAGAGCCUCCCAAUGAUUGCUUUAAUAAUGCUUAAAGCUGAACUCAGAGCAUAAAGCAUAUUAGGGAAAAUUAUAGCCACAGAGGAUAGAAAUCCACACCGUGUGCAGAAAAUGCCUUUCAGAGCUCAGAUAUUACCUUGCAAAAGACAUAAGUGAUGCCAUCACUGUGCUGUACAGUCUGUGUAGAGAGCAGAGCUGUAGGAGGGUCUCAGAGGCUCCACCCAUUACAAAAACUACAGGAGGGGGCGGCGACCAGACCACUCUCUCUGCACAAGGAGAGUGAUUGGUCUUUAUUACAGGAAGUUCCUGUAACACACUGGAUUACUGCACAGAUCUGGAAUCUAGUGGCUUAUCCUGGAGUACAGCUUUCAACCAAACCUAUUCCACGUCUCUCCAAAUAGCAUGUAGCCUAUGAGCCAGCAAGGGCAGCUUCUAUCGGAGCUUUCCUGCACAGGUUAAGUCUUCGUUUCUCCUGCUCGUGUUUUCCUUUAUUGCACCGUGAUCUCUACGAAUCUGUCACUCUGAGUGGGAGUAUAUAGAAGGACGCAAGGAUCUCUACAGGAACGUCAUGAUGGAGAACCGGCCGCCCCUCACAUCUCCGGAUGGAUCCAGUAAGAGAAAUCCCCCAGAGAGACGUCCCCGUCCUCUGUAUUCCCGGGACUCCACACAGGAACAUCAGGAGAUCCCUCAGGAGGAUCAGGAUGAGGCUCCAGUUACUAUUAAGGUGGAAGUAAAAGAAGAAGCUGAGGAGCCGUAUACGAGUGAUGAUGAUCCAUGUAAGGAAGAAGAAAUCCCUCCAGAGAUCAGCACAGAUGGAACUAUUAAAAACAAUACCCCAGAGAGACGUCUUCGUCCUCUGUAUUCCUGUGACUCCAUGGAGGAAGAUCCCAGCAUUCUCCAGGAUGAUCAGGAUGAAAAUCUAAUUGUCAUUAAAGUGGAAGCUUUAGAUGAGGAAGAUCUGUAUGAGAUGGGUGAUGGGCCAUGUAAGGAGGAGGACAUUCCUCCAGAGAUCAGCACAGAAGGAAGACAUAGAAAGUUGAACAAAGAGGAACCUCCCAUCAUUGCACAAGACAAGGAGAGGCCCUAUUCAUGUUCCGAAUGUGGAAAAUGUUUCAGGGAGAGAGCCCACCUUCUUACACAUGAAAGAGUUCAUACAGGGGAGAAGCCAUUUUCAUGUUCCGUGUGUGGGAAAUGCUUCAACCAAAAGUCAGUCCUUGUCAGACACGAAAAAGUUCACCUCGAAGAGAAGCCGCAUUCCUGUUCUGACUGUGGGAAAAGCUUCAGGCAAAAGUCAGAUCUUGUGGUCCACGAAAGGACUCACACAUCAGAAAAGCCAUAUUGCUGCUCCGAAUGCGGGAAAUUGUUUUCCCACCGGUCGUCUCUUGUGAAGCAUCAGACCGUCCAUACAGGCCACAAGCCUUACUCCUGUCCGGACUGCGAGAAAAGUUUCAUCCAGAAGUCUGACCUCCUUGACCAUCAAAGGAUCCACACGGAUGACAAGCCCUUUUCAUGUUCUGACUGUGAGAAAUGUUUCACUCGCCGCUCUUCCCUCGCCAGGCACCAGCUAUCCCACUCCACAGAGAAGCCGUAUCCAUGCUCGAGAUGCCAUAAAUCUUUUCGCCUCAAAAGCACAAAGUGCGAACAUGAAAGACUCCACUCCGGAGAGAAGCCAUAUUGCUGCUCUCAGUGUGGGAAGAGUUACGCACAGAGAUCAGCUCUCGGCAAACACGAACGAACUCACGGCAGCGAGAGGCGCUAUGCCUGUUCAGAAUGUGGGAUAUGGUUUGCCAAAGAAUUCUAUUUUGUGGCUCACCAAAGGAUCCACGCCGAGGAGAAGCCAUCUUGACGUUGGAAAAAUUCUGGUAAAUUAACCACUUAAGGACCGUACCAAUAUGCUGCUAAAUGACCCAAGGGGUUUUUACAAUUCAGCACUGC